This is a messenger RNA of Trichoplusia ni (cabbage looper), 544 nucleotides long. RefSeq names its product transmembrane protein 60. The record is from RefSeq and is a predicted model, not a curated record. The coding region runs from base 116 to 523 and encodes 135 amino acids. NCBI's taxonomy places the organism in Eukaryota, Metazoa, Arthropoda, Insecta, Lepidoptera, Noctuidae. The transcript has a single exon.
GUUAUCAAAUGUCAAGUGAUAUUUGUCAAUUUCGUGUUUCACAUCAAUUCGAUGUAUUUGCUAUUAUUAUCUGAACUUCAUCAAUUUAAGAAAUAUUGAAAUAUAUCUGGAUACAAUGGCAAUUUUACAUAGGGCUUUAUUUACAUGGUUCAUAUUUUUAGUUUUCUUAAUACUCUUAUGCCUUAGAUUAGAAUCUAGGACUCACUGGAAUUGGUUCAUUGUUUUUAUACCAAUGUGGGUUUACGACAGUAUUUUACUUAUAUACGUGUUGUUUCAUAUGGUGUCACACUGUAGGAAUGGCAUAGAGAGGUUUCGAGGAACUAUAAACAAGAAUGUGUGGUAUAUAGCAGCAAUAGGACUGAAAAUGGCUGCUCAAAUAAUCAUAUGCAUCAAAUUAGAAUACACCAGGGUUAAUCUACCUAUUUAUGUGGUCAUGACUCCUAUUUGGAUGUUACUGCCAGUGCUUUGUGUGGAAGUGUUCAUGCAUUUAAUAAAGCACUCAAGUGGGAGCAGUAGAUACUAAAACAAGCACACUAUGAACCUA